Humulus lupulus (European hop) is the source of this 270-nucleotide messenger RNA. Its product is annotated as zinc finger A20 and AN1 domain-containing stress-associated protein 1-like. The record is from RefSeq and is a predicted model, not a curated record. Bases 1 to 270 code for a protein of 89 amino acids. Gene Ontology annotation, molecular function: DNA binding; zinc ion binding. Lineage: Eukaryota; Viridiplantae; Streptophyta; Magnoliopsida; Rosales; Cannabaceae. The transcript is spliced from 2 exons.
AUGGUUGAUCUACCGAAUCUUUGCGGUAGGGGGUGUGGAUUUUUUGGAAGUGUUGAGAACCGAAACAUGUGCUCUAAGUGCUACAACAAAUGCAAGGAUUGCAAUAAGAAAGUUGGAGUGACGGGGUUCUCAUGUCGUUGUGGCAACGUCUACUGCAGUCGCCAUCGCUUGCCUGAAGAACAUGCUUGCACUUAUGAUUUCAAGGCCGCUGCUCGAGAAAACUUGAAAUUGGUUCGCAUUUGUGCUGAUAAAUUGGACAAGAUACUCUAG